Molecule: messenger RNA, 5872 nt
Organism: Dermochelys coriacea (leatherback sea turtle)
Lineage: Eukaryota; Metazoa; Chordata; Testudines; Dermochelyidae
Gene: BICC1
Product: BicC family RNA binding protein 1
Exons: 21
Coding region: 165-3104 (979 amino acids)
Cellular component (GO): cytoplasm
Molecular function (GO): protein binding; RNA binding
Source: RefSeq, a predicted model, not a curated record
GGGAGCCGGAGGCGGAGGCGGGCGCAGGCAGCGGCGCCGGGGCCGGGACUCUGGCAGGCAGCGGCUGGGAUGAGGCGGGGGGGCGGCUGUGGGGGCAGAUAGCGUCCCGCGGGGAAGCGGCCGAGUGGGGCUCGGAGCAGAGGCGGGGGCCGCCCGGCAGCGCCAUGGCGGCGCAGUGCGACCCGCUGAGCGGCUACCUGCCGCAGCCGCUCUCCGACCCGGGCUCCAACAGCGAGCGGAGCGCCGACUCCCCGCUGCCCGGCUCCGAGGAGGACUCGGCCGGCCCGCGGCCCCUGCGCAGCCCCGAGUGGGGCGAGGAGCGAUUCCGGGUGGACAGGAAGAAACUGGAGGCCAUGCUGCAAGCUGCUGCUGAGGGCAAAGGCAAAAGUGGGGAAGAUUUUUUUCAGAAGAUUAUGGAAGAAACGAACACACAGAUUGCUUGGCCAUCCAAGCUGAAGAUUGGAGCAAAGUCAAAAAAAGAUCCCCAUAUUAAAGUCUCUGGAAAAAAAGAAAAUGUUAAAGAAGCUAAGGAGAAGAUCAUGUCUGUCUUGGACACAAAAAGUAAUCGAGUCACCCUGAAGAUGGAUGUUUCACAUACAGAACAUUCUCAUGUGAUUGGCAAAGGCGGCAAUAACAUUAAAAAAGUGAUGGAAGAAACAGGAUGUCACAUCCAUUUUCCAGACUCAAAUAGGAAUAAUCAAGCAGAAAAGAGCAACCAAGUGUCUAUUGCAGGACAACCCGCUGGAGUGGAGUCUGCCAGAGUUAGAAUACGGGAGCUGCUUCCUUUGGUACUUAUGUUUGAAUUACCCAUAGCUGGAAUUCUCCAACCCAUCCCAGAUGCUAAUUCUCCCACAAUUCAGCAUAUAUCACAGACUUAUAACAUUUCAGUUUCCUUUAAACAACGUUCUCGAAUGUACGGUGCUACUGUCAUUGUCAGAGGGUCACAGAAUAAUACUAGUGCUGUGAAGGAAGGAACAGCCAUGCUUCUGGAACACCUGGCUGGUAGUCUGGCCUCUGCAAUCCCUGUGAGCACGCAGCUCGAUAUUGCAGCACAGCAUCAUCUCUUUAUGAUGGGUCGAAAUGGCAGUAACAUCAAACAUAUCAUGCAGAGAACUGGUGCUCAGAUCCACUUCCCUGACCCCAGUAAUCCACAAAAGAAAUCUACUGUCUACCUCCAGGGCACUAUUGAGUCAGUCUGUCUUGCCAGACAAUAUCUCAUGGGUUGCCUUCCUCUUGUGCUGAUGUUUGAUAUGAAGGAAGAAAUUGAAAUAGAACCACAGAUUAUAACUCAGCUAAUGGAACAAUUAGAUGUCUUCAUCAGCAUUAAACCAAAGCCAAAACAACCAAGCAAGUCUGUGAUUGUAAAAAGUGUCGAACGAAAUGCCUUAAAUAUGUAUGAGGCAAGGAAACGUCUCCUGGGACUUGAAAGUAAUGGAGUCACCAUAGCAACAAAUCCAUCUACAAUCUCAUGCCCUGUUGCCCUCUCGUGUCCUGGUUUGGAUAUCUUGCCCGCAGCAGGAUUAGGACUCACUGGACUUGGUCUUUUAGGUCCUACUGCCUUAUCUGUCAACACCUCUACUGCUCCAAACUCUCUCUUGAAUGCCCUUAAUAGUUCUGUUAGUCCUCUACAGAGUCCAAGUUCAGGCACACCCAGCUCUACGUUAUGGGCAACAUCUCUGGCCAACACAAGUGCCACAGGUUUUUCUGCUAUACCACAUCUGAUGAUACCAUCUACUGCCCAAGCCGCUUUAACUAGUAUUCUACUAUCUGGAGUGCCUAAUUAUAGUCAGAACACUCCAUCUCCGCCCCCUGGCUUGACUCCUGUUGACAUCCAUGUCAAUGGCAUGCAAUCUGAGAACAAAAAAGGUUCAACUUCUUUAAACGGUCAUGUAAAGACAUCAAAUAUCAAGUAUGCUGCACUAUCUGCCUCAUCACUAGGAGAAAAUGUGUUGAGCACAAACCGUAGUGAUUCAUCAAGGCAGACAAAUAGUCAUAGCACCUCAGAACAAGUGACCACCAAGUCAAAUACAGCGGAAGGCUGCAAUGAUGCUUUUGUAGAAGUGGGCAUGCCAAGAAGUCCAUCACAUUCGGCAAAUGCCAGUGAUCUGAAGCAAAUGAUGAGUUCUUCCAAACAGUCCUGUACUAAGAGGCAAACAGUAGAAUUACUGCAAGGAACCAAAAACUCUCAUUUACACACCACAGAGAGGUUGCUUUCUGAUACUGAGCUGAGUGCUUCUGAAAGUCCAGUUGCUGAUAAAAAAGCUCCUGGUAGUGAACGAGCAGCGGAGAGGGCAGCAGCUGCCCAACAGAAUUCUGAAAGAGUGCGCCUUGUUCCACAGUCGUCAUAUGUAAAUAUGCAGGCAUUUGACUAUGAACAGAAGAAGCUAUUAGCAACCAAAGCUAUGUUAAAGAAGCCUGUUGUAACAGAAGUGAGAACUCCGACAAAUACAUGGAGUGGUCUAGGAUUCUCCAAAUCUAUGCCUGCAGAAACAAUCAAGGAACUAAGAAGAGCUAAUCAUGUAUCAUACAAGCCGUCUAUGACCACUACGUAUGAAGGUUCAUCAAUGUGUCUCUCACGUUCCAGCAGUCGGGAACAUUUGGGAAGUGGUAGUGAAUCUGAUAACUGGAGAGAUCGUAAUGGUAUCGGUCCCUCAGCUCAUAGUGAAUUUGUCUCGUCAAUUGGCAGCCCCAAGCGGAAACAAAACAAAUCAACUGAACAUUAUCUCAGCAGCAGUAAUUACAUGGAUUGCAUAUCCUCGCUGACCGGAAGCAAUGGCUGUAACCUGAACAGUUUGUUUAAGGGGUCUGAUCUGCCUGAGCUGUUCAGUAAACUCGGUUUGGGCAAAUACACUGAUGUAUUCCAGCAACAAGAGAUUGACCUUCAGACCUUCCUUACUCUCACAGAUCAAGAUUUGAAAGAGCUAGGAAUUACUACUUUUGGUGCCAGACGGAAAAUGCUGCUUGCAAUCUCAGAACUGAAUAAAAACCGAAGAAAGCUAUUUGAUCCAUCAAAUGUACGUGCCUCAUUCCUGGAAGGUGGAGCUAGUGGAAGACUGCCACGUCAGUAUCACUCGGACAUUGCUAGUGUCAGUGGUCGCUGGUAGCACUAAAUUGUGGCUCACAAAGUGAAUUGUAAAGAUGGACUUGCCAAUCCUGUGGACAGCUUUCACUGCACACCACCCUCUGCACUUUGGGAGUUUGGGUAUCAAGGACCAAAGCAUUUUGUCUGCACAAGUACUUGUGCCAAAAAAAAAAAAGAGAGAGAGAGAAGACACUUGUCUGUCAUUUUUCAGAACACCAAAUGUGGAUUAUGUUUUACUCUUGUAGAUUGGACAGUAUUUGCAAUAAUAAUAAUAAUAAUAUAGGGUUCUUUGUUUAGUAUUUUAUUACCUAUAACUAUAAUGUAUGCACUGAAUUUUUACUUUGUUGAAUGAAGGAAAAAUGAAGAGCUGGGAUGCCAGAGAGCAUAACUUUUGGUUUUAUCAAGAUGGAAUUUUCUGGUACUGCUUAAAAUAAUUAUUGAGGUCUUUCUGCACUUUACAUGUUCUGUUUUCUUAUCCUGUGGGAAUUAUUUUCUCUUUCAUUUCCAUAUAAAAUAUUGUGUUGGCACUAAUCAAAUUUUGUCAGGUGAUCCUGCAAUAGUCAAAUCUCCUCACUAUAAUGGUACUAGGAAUCAGUCUUUAUGUAGAUUUUUUUUUCUAUAAAUAUCUGAGGAAAUGUUCUAAAAUCAAACCACUUGCAAGUGGACCAGUCCUAUUAUCUCUUUAUGAAGCAGCCUAGAUCUGCUUACAAUGAAACUUGUUCACUGUAACAGAUGCAAUGAAAGACCAAAAUGGACCUUGCAAUAUUAACCCUUUGCAGUCGUCAUAUUUAACUGCUGCCUGAAAUGCUGAAACUGAUUUUAAUGGUUCUUUCGAAGCAAAGGGCUAUUUUUAGUAUACUGCCACUAAAGGACAUUUAUUUAUAUAAAACUUUUCUUUUUAGACUCUAUACACCUACAAUAUGCAUCAGUUUAAACUGAGAUCUACUAAAGAUUUAUGGUAGAAAAUGAAAGGCAUUCAUCAAACUAGAGCUGUGGGCCACCAGUUUGAUUAAACAGACAACUAAUCUAAUUUGACAAGACAGCACUGUUGCCAUUUAUUAUGUGAAGCAUAUUACUUACAUGACUAUGCAUGCAGCAAUUAAGCACCAUUCAUGAAAUAGCUGUAAUAGCAUCUCUUUUGUUUAAUUUAGAUUUGUGAUCAUCAGCUAUGGAAGUAUUUAAAACUCCAAGAUGAACUAUUUCUGAAAGAAGUUAUAUUCAACAAAGAGUCCAUGUUAUAAAUGGUUAGAGCUAACUAUUGCGUUCUCAUACUGUGAAAGUCCAAAAAAUCUGGCAAUACUAUUUCUGUGUCUUUUCAGAUGUCUUGUUAUGGAUUGAUGAAGGGUUCUCAAAUAAUGAAGGAAAUCAUAAAGUGCCUCUUUUUCUGCAAUGAAAUAUGAAGUUUCCAAACAUUAAUUUGUUGAAAAGCAUUUCCCUAGGAAAUAUUGUGACUUACUUGUACUGUAAUGUAUUAUUUAUGUUCAGUGUACAAGCCUUUUAAGAUGGACAUAAACCAGUGUCAAGUGCUCUUAACAGAAGGCAUUAGAAUAACUAUUUACAGUAGUUGGUUUUUAUGCAAAAAUAGGGUGAGAAAUAGUUUUGACACUUUCUGUGUAUACAUCUUCUAAGGUGAGGAAAAAAAUCAGUUUUAUGAGAAAUUUGCACACAAAGGGAAUUUUAAGAGGUAAUUGCUUUGAGGAUUUAGAUGAUGAAGCAGUAAUAAAAUGACGUGUUGCAAUCAGCAAAAAUUAACUGCUCAGUAUGGGGUUCAGCCAUAUCCACUUAAUGGUGUAUAGUGGAAUAAUUUUCACUGCAAAUAAAAUAGCAGCUAACUCUUUCAGUGUUUAAUAUUGCAGGACAAUGCAGUUUGCAAACACAGAGCUGUAAGCAACAAAGUUGUUCCCAAAUUCUAUGAAAAUAUUGGAUAUUUGUGUGUAUAAUUCAGGCACGCUCAACUUUAUCAAACAACUAUGGAAGCUUAAAGCGCUGAUCCUGGAAAUAAUUACUCUUCUGCUUAUUUUUAUACUUUUGUGAGUAGUCCCAUUGACAUGAGAUUACUUACUUGUUUAAAGUUGAGCACUUGUGGGCUUGCAAGACCUAGGUUUGAAAAUCAAGUCUUAUAUGAACUUGUGUGCUUAGUUUUACAUAAUAUUUUAAAAGUAGAUUAAACCCUUAGCAAAUCCACUUAGACAUUUGCCUACUUAGUUUGUGUAAUUUUUUAAGUUCAAACACUUUACUUCCGCAAAAACUCCACGUCGCAUUCUUUCAUUUUUUUAUAAAUACGUAACAUGCAGUUUGACAGUAUUACAUCUGAAAGCUGAAAUUCUUGCAAUAUUAAGUUGAUGUGGUCUUUUGCUGAGCAGUGCUUAUAUCAUCUAUUACCAAAGUGAAGAAUUUCCGAGUAAGAACCUUAUUUUCAGUAGGGCUGCACACAAAACACACACACUGGAAAACAUUUUUCUCACUUCUUUUAAUUCCAUGAAGGGAAUAUGACAAUGCAAUAUACAGUGUUGUCAGUGUUGUAUUAUGCACAAAAUAUUUGACUUGCUAGAUUAAAAUGUUAGUUUUAAAGCUGUGCCUUAAUAGUGACCAGUUAUCUGUAAAUACAGAGCAGAUACAGAUUGUAUUUUUGUGGGUUGUCCUUUUAGUGAUUUUUUUAAAAUGAAAGGUGGAAUUAAAAAUAUUAAAAAUGGGAAUUUUUUCAAAACUAAUCAAUUGUUAUAUGGAAAAAAAUAAAUGUAUGUAACCCCCUGGUAUUCUGUUUGGUAAGUUAAAUAGUUUUUAUUUUGA